Molecule: messenger RNA, 4167 nt
Organism: Xyrauchen texanus (razorback sucker)
Lineage: Eukaryota; Metazoa; Chordata; Actinopteri; Cypriniformes; Catostomidae
Product: serine/threonine-protein phosphatase 2A 56 kDa regulatory subunit epsilon isoform-like
Exons: 14
Coding region: 482-1888 (468 amino acids)
Biological process (GO): signal transduction; protein dephosphorylation
Cellular component (GO): cytosol; nucleus; protein phosphatase type 2A complex
Molecular function (GO): protein phosphatase activator activity
Source: RefSeq, a predicted model, not a curated record
UGCUAUGUUUGGCGGUCUGUUUUGAGGCAGGGGAAAAAAACGGGAACAGAGCACUAGCGCAGCUUGCUAACGUUUACUUGUGUUAACAGGUUAGCAAUUAAUCGCUAGUUGAGGGAGUUUUACGAAAAGUAGGAAGACAAUCUGAUCCCAGUACCCAAACAUCUGGGUAUGUAGUCGGUCAGGGAAUGUGUAUGAUUGUGGCUUUUGGUGUAGGCAGGGACGGCAGCUACAGGGAUUAGCAGUGCAAUGCUCGCUUACCUUUAGACGGCUUGCUAAUUAUCUCAUAAACGGGCAUUCUGGAGUGUUUCGAUACGGAAGAAUCGUCAUUAUUUAUACGUGGACUCUUCCACAAGCCUGCAACCGGUGUAAAUAGUCGGGUAGUGAAGCGUUUUGAGGUAACUAGCUCGCUGGGUCGCCUUCAAGUACAAGGUUAGCUGCUUAAAACGAGCCACCUGAACCCAAACACCAUCGCGAGAGGGCUAUGUCUUCAGCAGCCACUACGCCCCCAUCGGUGGACAAGGUGGACGGCUUCUCCAGGAAGUUGGUCAGGAAAGCCAGGCAGAAGCGAGCACAGAGCUCAUCUCAAUUCAGAUCUCAGGACAAGCCCAUCGAGCUGGUGCAGCUGCCGCUGUUGAAAGAUGUUUCUGCGCAGGAGCAACCAGAGUUGUUCCUCAAGAAGCUGCAGCAGUGCUGUACUCAAUUUGACUUCACGGACACACUGUCUGAUCUCAAAAUGAAAGAGUACAAGCGAUCCACCCUUAAUGAACUGGUGGACUAUGUCACCGUCACCCGGGUCUACCUGACUGAACAAACCUACCCUGAGGUUGUCAAAAUGGUGUCCUACAAUAUUUUUCGGACUCUUCCACCUAGUGACAGUAAUGAGUUUGACCCUGAGGAAGACGAGCCCAUGCUGGAGGCCUCGUGGCCACACUUGCAGUUUGUUUAUGAGUUCUUCAUUCGCUUCUUGGAAAGUCAGGAAUUUCAGCCCAGCAUUGCUAAAAAAUACAUCGACCAGAAAUUUGUAUUACAGCUCCUAGAGCUGUUUGAUAGUGAGGACCCUCGUGAGAGGGAUUGCCUGAAGACAGUGCUGCACAGAAUCUACGGCAAGUUCCUCGGCCUCAGGGCCUUCAUCCGCAAACAGAUCAACAACAUUUUUCUUUGUUUUGUGUAUGAGACAGAACACUUCAACGGAGUAGCUGAACUGCUAGAAAUUUUGGGAAGCAUCAUCAAUGGUUUUGCCCUCCCGCUCAAAGGUGAACACAAACAGUUCCUGGUUAAAGUCUUGCUGCCUUUGCACACAGUGAGGAGCUUGUCUCUCUUCCAUGCCCAGCUGGCUUAUUGUAUUGUACAGUUUCUAGAGAAAGACCCCAUCUUAACAGAACCUGUGAUCAGAGGCUUGUUGAAGUUCUGGCCAAAAACCUGCAGUCAAAAAGAGGUAAUGUUUCUUGGAGAGUUGGAGGAGAUUCUAGAUGUGAUUGAGCCCACUCAGUUUGUUAAGAUCCAGGAGCAGCUCUUCAAACAGAUUGCUAGAUGUGUGUCCAGCCCCCAUUUUCAGGUGGCAGAACGGGCAUUGUACUACUGGAACAACGAGUACAUCAUGAGUCUGAUUGAGGAGAACUCUAGCGUCAUCUUGCCAAUCAUGUUUGCCACUCUCUACAGGAUCUCUAAAGAGCACUGGAACCCGGCAAUAUCAGCUUUGAUCUACAAUGUGCUCAAAACAUUCAUGGAGAUGAACAGCGCCUUGUUUGAUGAACUCGCUGGCAAUUACAAAUCAGAAAGGCAAAGAGAAAGAAAGAAGGACAAGGAGAGGGAGGAUAUUUGGAGGAAGCUGGAGGAGCUGGAGCUUACACGGGGCAUCCAGAACAAUUACGGCAUCAUUCCCACCUAACAUGGACCUUGCUCUGCCCUUCUUUGUGGCCCAAACCAAGCCCUUUCUAAUCUGCCACAGGGACCCUGCCUCCUCUUUGCUUCUCAUGCUAAAAACUUUACUGCAUACUCCCUCAUUCACUUCCUCCCUUUCAACAGUACUGUAAAUAACCCUCUCCCGCUUUCCUGUAUCAUGCUACUAAACUGCAAAGAAGAAGAAAGAAAAACUGAAAAUUUGAAAAGGUUAUGUGUACUUCCAGGGAAGAGACUUCAUGUGCACUCCUUGUUGUAAAAAGAUAUGGUAAAAUAAUAAUCACCUAUGGUCAAAGGAUAUAUUUUAAAAGCCUUUUGGUUCAGAAAUUGUUAAGCGUCUUCAUGUUGAUAUUGAGUGUGAUGCCGGUGUUCUCCAAGGAAGUGUGCUGGGUCCCCUCAUCAAGAAGCUUGAGGUGCCCACCUCCACCUUGUAUCUUUCCCCACAACUAGAGACUUUUCCUAUCUAGAUGAAAUUUGACUCCUGGCACUGGGGGCACAAGCCAGAAGCACCGUACUCAAAGCAGACAAGAAAGGAGAUGUUAAUAACAGAAGUUAGAAAAACAUCCCUGUGGUGUGUAUUUUUUAACAGGAUGAUCAGGAUAUCUGAUCAGCUCAGUCACUCACUGUACAGAAUGGACAGGUGCUUGUUUGCAGUUGGCACCACUGAUCAAGAAUUAUAAUAUACCCGAUGGGCCACUAUAGGCCGUGGUGGAUACCUGUGCUCAAAUUAGAGGACAAACAUUUCCGAGGACCUUCAUUUUUAACUUGUGAACCAGUUAAUGAUCUGGUAAUAGAUAUUUUCCCUUUCUGCUCUGGAGACCUCUUGGGAAUUUCAAUGUGGAAAUUUAAAAGUAACCAAGAGUGGCAACGCAGUUGCCCAUAUGGCUUCAGACGAGCUCUGUUUCUCUGACUCUAGAAAGAACUCGUGAAAUUUUUGUGGCGCACAGUGUUCAGAACUCAUCCAGUGUUUUUAAAACAGUUAAGUGACACAUUUUUAAUAAAGAAUAUUCUGGACUGCUUUUCAUGGGCCACCCAGAUUUCCACUGCUCAGCUCUUCUAUUAGUUUUAUUUAAGGAUGGUUGGAUGCAGUCUAUAUGAUUGAGUUGAGCGAGACGAGGUUUAAAAUGAAAUCCUACCUAUGUUGGUCCUACCGAUGUAGGUAAACGCUGUUCCAGUAGGUCGUAAUCUCUCUUCUGAGAUGCCAGCCGCCAGGGCAGGCUAGAACUAAAAAGCACUUCAAGUUAGCCAAUUAGUUGUUCUCAUGGGAUUCACCCCCUUCUCUUCUGAUUUUACAUGUGCAGAGGAUGUAUUUUAUUAUAUCUUAUUUUUGGCUCAAUCAUGUCUCUUUCUCUAUCCUUGUUUUUAACUCUCCCAAGCUGUGUGUUUUAUGAUGGCCCAGGUUUGAUAUGUACAAACAAUUCAAAAGAAAGGGUUUGUUGAAUAGAAUAAAUCUAAUUAUUUUAAAAAGAGAUAUUAAAUAAACCAGUUUUUUUUUUUUUUGUGAUUGUUUUAUUUGCUGUAUUUCAGUCCCAAGAUAUUUUUAUCUGAAUUUGAAGUUUUAAAUUUGCUCAAGAAUCAGAAAUGUUCAUCAAAAGUGAAAAUUCAGUGUCAUCUUUUACUUCCCCUCGUGUUGUUUCAGACCUGUUCAAAUUUCAUCAGUGGAUCACAAAAGAAGAUAUUGGGCAGAAGAAUAUUAGUGAAGGGGCAAUUGACUCUUUAAGUGUCCCAAUGGAUCAAUAAUAUUGCCAGUGCCCAAAUUAUGUUCACAAUAUACUGAUUCAUAGGGAGCUAAGGAACUGAUUUGUGUGUGUGCAUUCGUGUGCAUUUGUGUGCGUUUGUGUGUGUUUGGGUGGUUUAUGAGGAAUUUUUUUUUAGGUUACAAGCUGGUAAUUACAAGGUUGCUAUAAAUGGGCUUUGAGGACCUUUCUAGUGUCCCCAUAAUUUAAAUAGCUUAAAAAUACAUAAUUUUUUUUAUUAUAAUUUUUUUAAAAAUAAAAAUGCAGAAACAUUUUUAUUUUUGUGAGGGUUAGGUUUAGGGGAUAGAAUCUAUAGUUCAUACAGUAUGAAAAUAAUUAUGUCUAGUCUAUGGAGAGUCCUCAUAAGAAUAGCUGUGUGUGUGUACGUGUACUAUCCCUUUAAAAGGCACUCUUAUCAUCAUCCUAUUAAAAGAGACUAAUCAGAUAUUCAUCUUUGAUCUAUGAUGCCUGGAAAUGUCUUCAUGUGGAAUCAUAGUUUUGGAUAGACAUUAUGCAAGCUCUGUAUUGAGAA